Messenger RNA from Chenopodium quinoa (quinoa), 1831 nucleotides. RefSeq names its product E3 ubiquitin-protein ligase SINAT5-like. Gene Ontology annotation, molecular function: ubiquitin protein ligase activity; zinc ion binding; protein binding. Gene Ontology annotation, biological process: multicellular organism development; ubiquitin-dependent protein catabolic process. Lineage: Eukaryota; Viridiplantae; Streptophyta; Magnoliopsida; Caryophyllales; Amaranthaceae. The transcript is spliced from 3 exons. Gene Ontology annotation, cellular component: cytoplasm. The record is from RefSeq and is a predicted model, not a curated record. The coding region runs from base 648 to 1628 and encodes 326 amino acids.
UACUAAGAUAUCUAAAAGCAAAGCAAUGUGACACAAUUAUACUCCAACUUGUAAAGUAGUAAUUCGACAUCACAUUAUAAUUGUAAAGCCCCCACAAUCAACGUGCACAUCAUCCACUCAUCUUCCUACAACUUCUCCACAUUCUCAUAAAUUUAAUUUAUUUCUUAAAAAUUCCAAAAAUCCUUAAAUUCUAAAAAUUGCCAACUUUUUGUCCGUUGGAUCAUAAACAGUUAAAAAACCAUUUUUGAAAUUGGACGAUUAUCCUUGAAUUUCUCUCUCUAAAGUCAAGAGAAGGAAAUUUUAGAGAGAGAAAAAAAAUCUAGAGAGAGAAAGAGUGAAUGAAGAAGAAAAGAACUCUCUUUUUUUUUUUGUGAGGGAAGAUUAAAUUUUGAUUCUUUUGGAAUUGAUCAAUCCAUCUUCCCUCCUUUAUCUCUCUUUUUUUUCUCUUUUUUGGUGUUUGAAUUGUUAUUUCUCUCUCUAAGUUUGAGCAAGAAACAGAGAAGAACAGGGUUUUUUCAAUUUUGUAGAGAGAGAAAAUUGGGUUAAGAAUUAAAUUCAAAUUACAACAUAUUUUGAGAUUCUGAAAAUUGGGAUUUUCAAUUCGAUUUGUGGGUAUUGUAAAUUGAUUAAAUUUGAUUGAAAUUAAAAUGGAUAUAGAUAGUAUUGAGUGUGUAUCUUCAGUGGAUGGAAUGGAGGAAGAAGAGAUCUCUCAUCUUGACAACCACCAUAACAACCACAACAACAACCACAAUCACCACCAAUUUCCCGCCAAACAAAGGAGUAAUGUGAUCCCCACGGCAAUUACGCCGGCAACGAGCGUUCAUGAAUUGCUUGAAUGUCCUGUUUGUACCAAUUCUAUGUACCCUCCAAUUCAUCAGUGCCAUAAUGGGCAUACAUUGUGCUCCACAUGUAAAGGAAGGGUGCACAACCGAUGCCCAACUUGUAGACAGGAGCUCGGUGAUAUUAGGUGCUUAGCUCUGGAGAAGGUGGCAGAGUCACUUGAACUUCCUUGUAGAUAUUACAGUUUGGGGUGUCCAGAAAUAUUUCCUUAUUAUAGCAAGCUCAAACAUGAGACAGUGUGCAAUUUUAGACCGUACAACUGUCCUUAUGCAGGAUCCGAGUGCUCUAUUGUUGGUGAUAUCCCCCGCUUGGUGACCCAUCUAAGGGAUGAUCACAAAGUGGACAUGCAUUCCGGAAAUACAUUCAAUCAUCGCUAUGUAAAAUCCAAUCCUCGGGAAGUGGAGAAUGCUACGUGGAUGUUGACGGUUUUCAAUUAUUUGGGUCAAUACUUCUGCCUCCAUUUUGAGGCUUUCCAACUACACAAUGCUCCAGUGUACAUGGCAUUCCUACGUUUCAUGGGCGACGAAAGUGAGGCUCAAAACUACAGUUACAGCCUCGAGGUUGGGGGAAAUGGGAGGAAACUUAUAUGGGAAGGAACCCCUCGGAGCAUCCGAGAUAGUCACCGUAAGGUUAGAGAUAGCCAUGAUGGUCUUAUCAUCCAACGAAAUAUGGCACUUUUCUUUUCCGGUGGGGACAAAAAGGAGUUGAAGCUGAGGGUAACUGGGAGGAUAUGGAAGGAGCAGGAAAAAUCUGAUGCUGCUCCCUGCAUACCAAAUAUGAGUAGCUAAACGAUCCGAUCUCGUGUUUAUAGAGGGGUGUUUUGAGGGGGAUUACUUUGGUGGGUUUUCAUAUUUUUUUGCACUUUCAUGCUAUCUCAUUUUUCUCUGUGUUGGUGUAAUUGGAUGGAGACAUUUUGGGAUGGCUUUGAAUUGAAGUUUUCUACUUCUGUGCUCUUUCUAACCUCAGUUUCAUACUUACUUUUGCCUUGGAA